GGGCAGGAGGUGAUAUUUGACGGGGCGGCGCGGGCCAGCCUUGCGGAGCCAAGGGCACCAAGCAGCGGGCGAGAGAUGGCCUCUCCGGACCUGCCGCCCCCCACCAGCUACGCCCCGCCCGAGGUGCCCCUGGGGUUCCUGCUGUUCAUCACCAUCCCCUAUGCCUUCUUCUUGCCCGAGCUGAUAUUUGGCUGCUGGGUCUGGAUCCUGGUAGCUGCCACCCAGGUAGCAAAUCCAUUGCUGCAAGGAUGGGUGAUGUAUGUCUCGCUCACCUCCUUUCUCAUCUCCCUGAUGUUCCUGUUGUCUUACCUGUUUGGAUUUUACAAAAGAUAUGAGUCCUGGCGAGUCCUGGACAGCCUGUACCAUGGCACCACCGGCAUCUUAUACAUGAGCGCCGCGGUCCUGCAGGCACACGCUACCAUCAUGUCCGAGAUGAAUGACCUGAAGAACUACUUCAUCAACACCGCAGCCUCGUUCUUCGCCUUCAUCACAACCCUGCUCUACAUCCUCCACGCCUUCAGCAUCUACUACCACUGAAGCGGCAGGAGCCGGGCGCGGGGUGGGGAAGCACCCCAGCAGCACCUACUAUGGGCUCCCGAAGCUCGCAGUCAACGUGGGCCCCGUGGGUGACAAACAGAACAUCAGCAAGACCCUCGGUGGGCUGAGGACAGACCAGCUUCUCACACGGAGGGACAUAGUCGCACUCUGGCAUCUCCGUUUGGACAUUUUAAUUCAUUAUGGCGAAUAUGAAAAAGAUUGGGGGGCGGGGGUGUUGUUUGCUUAUUUGUUUGGUUGGUUGGUUUGGGUUUUGCCUGGGCGAGUAACUGUCCCUUCUCACAGGGAACCUCACUUUCCUGGAAAACUGGUAUCCGACGUCCUCACAGGGGAGAAUCCCAUGUCUGCCAUUUGUCACACCUGUUUGGGGAUUCUACCUCAGCAGUGAGGUUCCCCCAGAGCAGGUUUAAGGGAACACUUAGUCUUGUUUUGUUAAAAUCAAAAUGGUGCUGCCGAUGCCUUCAGAAGAAGACCCACAGACCUGGAUCCUGACACAUGGUCCUGACCUUGUUUUGGAGCGGUGGUCCAAAUCCGCUCUCCCGUGCCCCCCGGGGAGCUGAUGGGGGACGAGCCACACAGCCCACUCCCACCCCAGUUCCACUCCUCCUUCCCUUUUCUCCCCAGUUUUGGGAUCCAAGGAAAAUCUUCAUAAAAGCAACUUUGAUGAUA
Neogale vison (American mink) is the source of this 1224-nucleotide messenger RNA. It is a transcript of the gene MALL, whose product is annotated as mal, T cell differentiation protein like. The transcript is spliced from 4 exons. Gene Ontology annotation, molecular function: structural constituent of myelin sheath. The coding region runs from base 76 to 537 and encodes 153 amino acids. Gene Ontology annotation, biological process: myelination. The record is from RefSeq and is a predicted model, not a curated record. Gene Ontology annotation, cellular component: membrane. Lineage: Eukaryota; Metazoa; Chordata; Mammalia; Carnivora; Mustelidae.